AUGGGUUACCUGAGCAAUGCAUAUGAUGAAAAUAUUCAGCAGACUGAUCCUGGUGCAGUGAUACGCAAAGGAAAUGAAAUUCUAUUGCAGGCUUUCAACUGGGAGUCUCAUAAGUAUGGCUGGUGGAGGAAUUUAGAGAACAAGGUUCCUGAUAUUGCAAAAUCUGGGUUUACAUCGGCUUGGUUGCCACCAGCAACUCAUUCAUUUGCACCUGAAGGUUACCUUCCGCAAAAUCUUUAUUCUCUCAAUUCGUCAUAUGGGUCCGAGCACCAGCUAAAAGCUCUACUUCAAAAAAUGAAGCAGUACAAAGUUAGAGCAAUGGCUGACAUAGUCAUCAAUCAUCGUGUUGGAACUGCCCAGGGGCAUGGUGGGAUGUAUAACCGUUAUGAUGGAAUUCCAAUAGCAUGGGAUGAACUUGCUGUUACAUCUUGUACUGGUGGAUUGGUUACCUUCCGCAAAAUCUUUAUUCUCUCAAUUCGUCAUAUGGGUCCGAGCACCAGCUAA
Messenger RNA from Ilex paraguariensis (yerba mate), 504 nucleotides. The record is from the annotation of a GenBank genome assembly. Lineage: Eukaryota; Viridiplantae; Streptophyta; Magnoliopsida; Aquifoliales; Aquifoliaceae.